Messenger RNA from Colletotrichum truncatum, 1752 nucleotides. RefSeq lists its product as uncharacterized. The record is from RefSeq and is a predicted model, not a curated record. Lineage: Eukaryota; Fungi; Ascomycota; Sordariomycetes; Glomerellales; Glomerellaceae.
AUGUCCACUCUGGCAGCGGACAACAUGUCCUUCGACUUCGUCUUCCCUUCAUGUGAACCCUCCACCCCGCCGAGCUUCUCCUUCGACUCCUCUCUCAUCGACAUUUCCUACCACCAGCCCCAGACAUCAUCAACAACAACAAGUCUGGGUCACGCCCGCUCCCGCUCCAACGGCUCCGUCUACUCUUUCGUCUCCACCGCCGAGUCUACCCCGGACUCUGUGAGCACUCGCAUGACCACCCCGUCCCGCGCGUCUCCUCCCAUCCGCCAACAUGGCCCUCUUCUCCUGCCCAAGAUUCGUUCCCAGGACCAGGCCAUCGAGUCGCCCCCGAAGCGGGUCAAGACCUCCCCCAAGUCCCGCAUCUCGGCCCCACGCCGGAGCGUAGUCGCCGCUGCCUCCUCCGCUUUCCGCCCGACCCACGCCCGGAGCUACACCAACCCGGAGACCUUCACCUGGGACAUGCCUUCGUCAUUCUGCAGCCAGCCCGAGGAGCCCACGACCUCCUCCCUCCUCUGCUCGCCCGUCAUCUUCGCAGACGAUAUGCAGUCCCGCCGCGCCUCAACCUGCAGCCUCGACGGCCCCUCGCUUGAAAAGUACGGCUUCCCCACCUACCGCCAAAUGCCGUCAUACGUCCCCUCCGCAUCCGCGCCGGCCCCCCAGCCCACGACAGAGGCAUACAUGUUCCCUUCCUCCUACACCACGGCCCCGCGCGCCCCGUCUCCCCUCAGCCUCUCGGCGACCCCGGACCCGACGCCCAGCACAACCCUGUUGACCUACCUCACCGGCUCCAACCCGGCCCCGUCGCUGGUCCGCACAAUCUCCUUCCCGCUGCGCGACCCCAACGUGAAGCACUUUUGGUGGGACGUCCGCCAGAUCCGCCCCUGGGCAUCCUUCAACAUCGCCUCCGUCCUUUCUCUCCCUGGUGCUUCUGCCCUCCUUAACUGCCCCGUCCCGGCCCCCGUCCUCCCCACCCCGCCCCAGACGGCCCGCCACCCGGAGACCGAGGCCGCGCUGCACUCGAUCUACGCCGCACACUACCUCCCCAAGCUCAACGCCGCGCUCGCCAUCUCCUCCAACAGGCCAAUGCAGAUCUCCGCCGCGCCCUCCGCCGCAAACUCCAAACAGACGGACCUGCUCUUCACCGCGUCCCCCGCAGGCGAACCUGCCUCCGCGGCAGCCAUCUUCGGCGGCAAACCCACCGCCCGCGUCGUCGGUCUCGUCCGCUCCUUUGACCGCUUCAACACGGGCAUGCGCGUGGAGGGCAACAUCAAGCGCGUCGAGUACCUCCGCGGCCUCGCGGCGCUGCACCACGCGAUGCGCGAGCACGGGUGCAGGUACGGCUUCAUCCUCACGGAGAUCGAGCUCGUCGUCGUGCGCAACGGCGCCGACGCCGUGCCGAAUUUCGGCUUUCUCGAGGUCUCGUCCGUCCAGCUCGCCGCCGUCGCCGACGACGCCGACCUCGAGGUCGGCGAGAUCCCGCUCACGGCCUGCCUCGCGCUGUGGGGCCUGUGCAUGAUGGCCGGCGACGACGCGCCGCACGUCCACUGCCAGGGCGUCGCCUGCUGGAAGGCCGAGAUCGGCGCGCCUGCCGAGGGCACGCGGAGAAAGGCUCUUCCCAGGGACGAGUGGAUGCCCAAGCCGCAGUUGGCGGAGAAGAGGGAGGCCAAGAGGUCUCGCGGGUGGAUUAUGCCCGAGGACCCUGUUGGUCGGAAGGAACUUGGUAAGAGGGGUGUUCGGUAUGGUGCUUGUUAA